UUCAAGAUCGUCCGGUAGAGACGAGGAACGCGUGACUCUCGUGUUGACUCUCGCUUGAGUCGACGUUACGGAUUCGUACGUUUACGUUAGUGUUGACGUCCCGCGCGAACAGAAACGUCGAGAAUCCGUUGCUCGGAAUUCGAGGUUUACUUAAACGUGCUUAUUACACGCGAGUGCAGCCACAAGUGAAGCGACUGUCUGCGGCUCGUUGAUUAACGUUCAAAUCUAGUUACCAAACUUUGACGUACCGCGAUCUUUGACCGCGUCAGUCUGACGGUGACGUUUAGUCAUCGCUCGAACAAACGCAAAUUCAAACUCAACCGAGAGCCGCUAUCAGCAGACAGCCUCCCAGCCUCAUACUCCUGCACCACCGUCCGUCGUCCACGAGCGUUCUUAUCUUCUCACCAAACUUCAACUCCGACUUUUGACUGCCUGCGUUUUCACGCUGCCGAUUACGCCCUCACGUUUUCAGACUCAGCGAUCCGAGGGCCGACUCAACGUUCUCUGCUUCCUGAAAAGAGAUCCCAGAGAUGGCGAUGGAAGCAUCAGCAAUGGUAGUGGACUACCUGGUCUUCGCCGUUUGUAUUAUUGCCUCCUUCCUCAUACCCUUGUGGGGAAGAUUCCGUGCAAAAAAGAAGGAAACGAAAGCUGACUACGUGUUUGCGACUGGAACUGUCUCCAUGGCGGCCAUGAUGUUGUCCAUAGCAAGAGGAACACUUGGAGUUCGCUCCUUUCUCGGAUAUCCUUCCGAGCUCUACUACCGAGGCAGCGCGAUGUGGGAGACACUCUACGGAAUGGUGUUGGCAUAUCCCAUUGUCUGUUUCAUUUUUGUACCAGUUUACUACAACCUUGGCAUCACUUCUGUGUACCAGUACUUGGAUAUGAGGUUCAAUUCUAAAAUGGUGCGCUGUCUUGCCAGCUUCUCCUACGUUAUUCGUAGUCUGCUGAACUUGGCAGUGACUGUGUUCACUCCGUGCGUAGCCCUGAAGACGGUCAUCGGACUUCCUUAUUGGGCCAGCAUCGUUGCCAUCACGAUGAUCGCUGUUGUGUUCACUGUCAUGGGUGGGCUAAAGGCUGCCAUUUUGAGUGACGUCAUUCAGGGGUUAACGAUGAUUGCCAUCUGCCUUGCUAUGAUAAUGCAAGGUGUCUUCGACGUGGGUGGAGUUGGCGCUGUAGUGAAUAUUACCGCCGAAAGAGGACGUCUCGAUUUCUUCGACUUCAAUCUGGACCCUACUGUACGUGUGGCUACGGUUUCAGCUGUGGUAGGACAGCUAUUCAUGAGUCUAUCGAUUUUCGGAUGCCAGCAGAACUUCGUCCAGAGAUAUUGCAGCAUGAGUAGCCAGAGAAAAGUGACCAAAACAAUGAUGGCGAACAUUCCGGUGAUAACAGUUCUCUUCUCCUUGUCCUGGGUAGUUGGAAUGGUUAUCUUUGCGAGCUACGCGGACUGCGACCCGCUGACACGUGGCUACAUAACAAAAUUCGACGAAAUCUUGCCUUUCUAUGUCGAAGACAAGUUCGUAUACCUUCCCGGUCUACUAGGACUCGUCAUGGCGACGCUGUUCAAUAGUGCCCUUAGCCUGGCAGUAUCAAACCUCAACUCCCUGGCAACGGUCACCUGGGAAGAUUUCUUUAGCCAGAUACCCGCACUGAGCAACCUCAAAGACACUCAGCAGUUGAACAUUAUCAAGUUCUUGAGCAUACUUUACGGUUUCGUGAUUAUGGGGGUCAGCUUCCUCGUGGGAAUGCUCUCAGGCGUGAUCGAAUCGUCGAUGCUGAUGACAUCGGCGACCUCCGGGCCACUCUUAGGAGUUUUCAUCCUCGCCAUGUUAGUCCCAUGUGCUAACUGGAAGGGUGCCGCAGCCGGAAUGAUCUCCAGCCACGUGAUCACGCUCUGGAUAACUUUUGGUAGUCUGACAGUUACCAAGACAGUCGAGAUGCUUCCGCUUUCCGUCGAGGGAUGCCACAACAACAGCUUCUCCGAUCACAUCAUGAGGCCUGGUGCUAUUUUGAACCUCAUUCCGCAAGAAGUUAGCACGACUCCCGCCGCGACUACCGUCGCAACGAUCGGGGAAUUCGCGUCAGAGCCGUUGGAUGGGUUGACUUACUUGUACAGCAUAACCUACAUGUACUACGCCUUCGUCGGUAGCUUCAUUACGGUGUUUGUUGGAACAGUCGUGAGCCUUCUUACCGCCGACGACGAAGCCGACAGAUAUGAGGAGCACUUGCUUCAUCCCCUGGCGGUGAAAUUCUCGAGAAUGCUUCCUGGCCGAAAGAGGCUUUAUGCCAGCACCUCGAGACUUGGGGGCUGCAGCCAGGCGACGUCCAAUGAAGCGGUGCAGGAACGAACGGGAAAACUGGGGCCCAAUGAGUCGCUCGAUGCUAACGGAAAGCCAGAACUGGACGUUGGUUACGUUAAAAAAUUGAAUGCCCUUAAGGGUUUAUCGUUGGACGUGACAAACGAAGUAUCAAAAAGCACGAAGCUGUAGAGUUGAGAGUCUGAGAGUAGCAAGUCGAGAGUGCAGAAGUGCUCUACGCUUCUUCAACCCGCUUUGAACGGACGUGAGAAAAGCAGGUCUUUGUAU
Molecule: messenger RNA, 2582 nt
Organism: Diprion similis
Lineage: Eukaryota; Metazoa; Arthropoda; Insecta; Hymenoptera; Diprionidae
Product: sodium-coupled monocarboxylate transporter 1
Exons: 6
Coding region: 531-2486 (651 amino acids)
Biological process (GO): sodium ion transport; transmembrane transport
Cellular component (GO): membrane
Molecular function (GO): symporter activity
Source: RefSeq, a predicted model, not a curated record